AUGGGCAAGCUCCGCUACAACGUGGCCACCUCCCUCGACGGCUUCAUCGCCCGCCCGGACGGCUCCUACGACUGGAUCCCGGUCGACAACUCGAUCGACUUUGCCGCGCUCUACGCCCAGUUCGACGCCUUCAUCAUGGGCCGCAAGACGUACGAGACAAUGCUCGCGCAGGGCGACCAGAACCCGCUCAAGGGCCGGCCUCGGGACCGGCUGGCCGUCGUCACGAGCGCCGGGCUGGCCGGCGGCCCCGCCCGGGGCGUCACGGUGCUCGCGGGGGCGGCCGAGGCGGCGGCGUGGGUCGCCGAGGCCAAGCGGCGGCUCGAGCGCGACGUCUGGCUGUUCGGCGGCGGCGUGCUGGCGGCGAGCCUCCUGGACGAGGGCGUCGUGGACACGAUCGAGGUGGCCGUGGUCCCCGUGGUUCUGGGGCGGGGCAUCAGGAUGAUCGGCGGGGAGCUGGGGUCGAGUCGGCGGCUUCGGCUGACGGGCAGCGAGAUGUUCGCAAGCAGAAUUGCAAUGUGCAGGUACGAGGUGAUCUACGAGUCAAGUGGCGGUGACUGUCAAACCGCCCUGGUGGAAUGA
Molecule: messenger RNA, 579 nt
Organism: Gaeumannomyces tritici R3-111a-1
Lineage: Eukaryota; Fungi; Ascomycota; Sordariomycetes; Magnaporthales; Magnaporthaceae
Exons: 1
Coding region: 1-579 (192 amino acids)
Biological process (GO): riboflavin biosynthetic process
Molecular function (GO): 5-amino-6-(5-phosphoribosylamino)uracil reductase activity
Source: RefSeq, a predicted model, not a curated record